GCCAGCGCAACACCACUGUCCAGCACCAGAUGAUCCACACUGGGGAGAGGCCCUAUGAGUGUCCCAAGUGUGGGAAGAGGUUUCAGACCAGCUCCACUCUGCACCGGCACCAGCGGAUUCACACAGAGGAGAGGCCCUUCCGCUGCCCUGACUGCAGGAAGGACUUCAAGCACAACUCCAACCUCAUCAGGCACCGGCGCAUCCACACUGGGGAGAGGCCCUACGAGUGUGGGGAAUGUGGGAUGAGCUUCAGCCAGAGCUCCAACCUGAUCCGCCACCAGAGGAUCCACACCAAGGAACGGCCCUACGAAUGUGAGCAGUGUGGGAAGAGCUUCAGCCACAGAUCCCACUUGAUCCGCCAUCAGAACAUCCACGCUGAGGAAAGGCCAUACAAGUGUGGGGAAUGUGGGAAGGGCUUCAACCAGAGGUCCCAGCUGAUCAUCCACCAAAUGAUCCACACAGGGGAGAGGCCCUACGAGUGUCCUGAGUGUGGGAAGAGAUUUCAGACCAGCUCCAAUCUCCUCAAGCACCAGCAGAUUCACAUAGAGGAGAG
Hirundo rustica (Barn swallow) is the source of this 553-nucleotide messenger RNA. Its product is annotated as zinc finger protein 70-like. The transcript has a single exon. Gene Ontology annotation, biological process: regulation of transcription by RNA polymerase II. Lineage: Eukaryota; Metazoa; Chordata; Aves; Passeriformes; Hirundinidae. Gene Ontology annotation, cellular component: nucleus. The record is from RefSeq and is a predicted model, not a curated record. Gene Ontology annotation, molecular function: RNA polymerase II cis-regulatory region sequence-specific DNA binding; DNA-binding transcription activator activity, RNA polymerase II-specific. The annotation marks the transcript as partial.